Phodopus roborovskii (desert hamster) is the source of this 1131-nucleotide messenger RNA. RefSeq names its product adiponectin, C1Q and collagen domain containing (gene Adipoq). Gene Ontology annotation, molecular function: protein binding. The record is from RefSeq and is a predicted model, not a curated record. The coding region runs from base 16 to 753 and encodes 245 amino acids. The transcript is spliced from 2 exons. Lineage: Eukaryota; Metazoa; Chordata; Mammalia; Rodentia; Cricetidae.
AUUCCAGGGCUUAGGAUGCUGCUGCUGCUGCAAGCUGUCCUGCUGCUUUUAGCCUUGCCCAACCAUGCUGAGGUUACCACGACUGAAGGUCCAGAAGUCCUGCUCCCUCCACCCAAGGGGACUUGUGCAGGUUGGAUGGCCGGCAUCCCGGGACAUCCUGGCCACAAUGGGACACCAGGCCGUGAUGGCAGAGAUGGCAUUCCUGGCGAGAAGGGUGAGAAAGGAGAUGCAGGUCUUCUUGGUCCUAAAGGUGAGACAGGAGAUGUUGGAGUGACUGGUGCUGAAGGGCCUCGAGGCUUUCCUGGAAUCCCUGGCAGGAAAGGAGAGCCUGGAGAAGGGGCUUAUGUGUAUCGCUCAGCAUUCAGUGUGGGACUGGAGACCAGAGUCACUGUCCCCAGUGUUCCCAUCCUCUUUACUAAGAUAUUCUACAACCAACAGAAUCAUUAUGAUGCCAGCACUGGAAAAUUCUAUUGCAACAUCCCAGGGGUCUACUACUUCUCUUAUCACAUCACUGUGUACAUGAAGGAUGUGAAGGUGAGCCUCUUCAAGAAGGACAAGGCUGUUCUCUUCACCUAUGACCAGUAUCAAGAAAAGAACGUGGACCAGGCCUCUGGAUCUGUGCUCCUCCAUCUGGAGGUGGGCGACCAAGUCUGGCUCCAGGUGUAUGGGGAUGGGGAUAAUAAUGGACUCUAUGCGGAUAAUGUCCAUGACAGUACCUUCACAGGCUUCCUUCUGUACCAUGAUACCAACUGAUUGCAACUAACUCAGAGCUACCAAUAGUCUAAGCACUGCAAGAAUCAUAACAGUCAACAAGCUUCCAGCAUAGUUUGAAAGAUUGAUUUUAUUGCUUAGUGUGAGGGUUCUGAAUAUUAUCCACACAUAUAUUAAUUCAUUCAUAAAAUGACUUUAUAAAAUAAUUUCUGUGUUCUUAGUCUAGAAAAAGAAUCAUUCCCUGGUCUCCACACUCUUACAUAGUAGCAAUAUUAAAAUGAAAAUAACAUUUGGGGGACAUGAUUCACAAUACUCUCAUGACUUAAGGAAGUAGAAAAUGCUAUUUUGUGUUCACUGUCUCUCUUGAUGUUCAUACAAAUCCUGUAAGGCACUUGUGAAAUACAGCAUCUCCUCUUUUUA